Punica granatum (pomegranate) is the source of this 2898-nucleotide messenger RNA. Lineage: Eukaryota; Viridiplantae; Streptophyta; Magnoliopsida; Myrtales; Lythraceae. The record is from RefSeq and is a predicted model, not a curated record.
CUGGCUCAUUUCACCACACACAUACCCAUUUGCGUUCUCUUGCAUUCCCUCCUUGUGUCCUACUCGGACUUCAUCCCUUUCCCGUCCCAUUGCGGUGCGUUCGUUCAGUUUGCCGAAGAUCUGCUGCUCUUCAUCCUCUGUUUCCCUUUCCCCAGCUCGAUCACUAACAUUUAAGAAAUUCAGAGAUGGGAGAGCGUGUGCUUACUAGAGUUCACAGCCUCCGUGAACGUUUGGACCAGACUCUCUUAGCCCAACGCAAUGACGUCUUGGCUUUCCUUUCAAGGGUGGAAGCAAAGGGCAAGGGAAUAUUGCAGCACCAUCAGCUUAUUGCUGAGUUUGAGGCAAUCCCCGAAGAGCACAGGAACAAGCUCAGUCAGGGUGCUUUUGGGGAAGUCUUGAGAUCCACUCAGGAAGCAAUUGUGCUGCCUCCAUGGAUUGCCCUGGCUGUUCGUCCAAGGCCUGGUGUAUGGGAGUACGUCAGAGUGAAUAUUCACGCCCUCGUCCUCGAAGAGCUGAGGGUCUCCGAGUUUCUUCACUUCAAAGAAGAGCUCGUCGAUGGAAGCGUGAAUGGUAACUUUGUGCUCGAGUUGGACUUUGAGCCCUUCACCGCCUCUUUCCCACGUCCGACUCUCUCUAAGUCGAUUGGGAAUGGAGUUGAGUUCCUUAACCGCCACCUCUCUGCAAAACUCUUCCAUGACAAGGAGAGCCUUCUCCCUUUACUAGAGUUUCUCCAAGUUCACUGCUACAAAGGAAAGAACAUGAUGGUGAAUGAGAGGAUCCAGAACGUGUUCUCCCUCCAACGCGUCCUACGGAAGGCUGAGGAGUACCUGUCCACCCUCAAGCCCAGUACGCCCUACUCUGAGUUUGAGCACAAGUUCCAGGAGAUCGGGUUUGAGCGCGGCUGGGGCAACACUGCCGAGCGUGUUUUGGAAAUGAUCCGACUCUUGCUCGACCUUCUUGAGGCUCCUGACCCGUGCACUCUCGAGAAGUUCCUUGGAAGGAUCCCGAUGGUCUUUAAUGUCGUGAUCAUGUCUCCUCAUGGGUACUUUGCUCAGGACAAUGUGUUGGGGUACCCCGACACUGGCGGGCAGGUUGUUUACGUCUUGGAUCAAGUCCGUGCUUUGGAGAGUGAGAUGCUUCAUCGUAUCAAGCAACAAGGGCUUGAUAUUACUCCUCGCAUCCUCAUCAUUACUCGUCUUCUUCCUGAUGCUGUUGGAACCACAUGCAACCAACGGCUUGAGAAAGUGUUUGGAACAGAGCAUUCACAUAUCCUUCGGGUUCCCUUCAGAAAUGAAAAAGGAAUUGUACGAAAAUGGAUUUCACGAUUCGAAGUCUGGCCUUAUUUGGAAACCUUCACUGAGGAUGUUUCCAAAGAGAUUGGUAAAGAAUUGCAAGGCAAACCUGAUCUGAUCAUUGGAAACUAUAGUGAUGGAAACAUCGUUGCUUCCUUGUUAGCCCAUAAGCUCAGUGUCACACAGUGCACAAUAGCCCAUGCACUCGAGAAGACGAAGUACCCUGAGUCAGAUAUCUACUGGAAAAAGUUUGAGGAGAAGUAUCACUUCUCUUGUCAGUUCACAGCUGAUCUUAUUGCCAUGAACCACACCGACUUUAUUAUCACCAGCACCUUCCAGGAGAUCGCUGGAAGCAAGGAUACUGUUGGACAAUAUGAGAGCCACACGGCUUUCACCCUUCCUGGACUAUAUCGAGUUGUUCACGGGAUUGAUGUCUUUGAUCCCAAGUUCAACAUUGUGUCCCCUGGAGCCGAUAUGAGCAUCUACUUCCCCUACACUGAGGAGAAGAAGAGGCUGAAGUCCUUCCACCCCGAGAUCGAAGAGCUUCUCUUCAGCCAAGUAGAGAACACGGAGCACUUAUGCAUGCUGAAGGAUCGGAACAAGCCCAUCCUGUUCACAAUGGCAAGGCUGGACCGAGUGAAGAAUCUCACUGGGCUUGUGGAAUGGUAUGGUAAGAACACUAAACUGAGAGAGCUCGUGAACCUAGUCGUGGUUGGAGGAGACAGAAGGAAGGAGUCCAAGGACUUGGAGGAGCAGGCAGAGAUGAAGAAGAUGUACGGCCUCAUUGAGACCUACAAACUAAAUGGCCAAUUGCGGUGGAUUUCAUCCCAAAUGAAUCGGGUGAGGAACGGAGAGCUCUACAGGUUCAUUUGCGACACCAAGGGAGCUUUCGUCCAGCCUGCCCUCUAUGAGGCUUUUGGGCUGACAGUGGUAGAGGCCAUGACUUGCGGGCUGCCUACAUUUGCGACAUGUAAUGGUGGCCCAGCUGAGAUCAUCGUGCAUGGAAAGUCAGGGUUCCAUAUUGAUCCGUACCACGGGGAUAAGGCUGCAGAGAUUCUCGUGGAGUUCUUUGAGAAGUGCAAGACGGACCCGAGCCACUGGGAUAAGAUCUCCAGCGGCGCGAUGCAGAGGAUUCGGGAGAAGUAUACAUGGCAAAUUUACUCGGAAAGGCUGCUGAACCUGACUGCUGUUUACGGGUUCUGGAAGCAUGUGUCGAACCUUGAUCGGCUUGAGAGCCGCCGGUACCUUGAGAUGUUCUACGCCCUCAAGUAUCGUAAGCUGGCCGGAUCUGUUCCUCUGGCAGUUGAGGAAUAAGCUAAAGAUGAAGAUGGAAAAAGGCUGAAGAGGAAGUGGAAGAGGGUCAAUCUAUUUGAGUUUUGAGGAUUAAAAAGUGAAUUUCUCAUAUUUGCAAAUUUUUUUUUUGUCUUUUAAAAAACUUUUUUUUUUUUAAACUCAGUUUAUUAAUUGUCAUUGAUUGGGCCGAGCCCUUCUCUUCUGUAGAAGUUCUACUUGCGCCUGCUUAAAAUUUUGAACAAUUGCUUUACCCAAAAGAAAAGGAAGAAAAAUCCAACAAUUGAGAUGGCAAUCGCCUGCAGUUGAACUUGAC